AUGGAGUCCCAGCAGAAACACAUUAAGUUCAUGGCUCAGCUGUACCUGGACCGCAGCCAGAAGUGGGGAUCCAAAACACCAUUCUGCUCCAAGAGGGGUCUGCAAAGCAGAGAAAAGAGCGCCCCUCCACUCUUCCCCGAGAUCUACUCCGGGAGACAGAGCAGAUCUCAAGCAAAACCUGAAGGCCGGCUGCAGCUGACGGUGAACAUAGACAGCCCUGGGCCAGCAGCUUAUGGUCCCCCUAACUUGACCUGCAGAGAAACUGGUGCACCCUCCUACACCUUUGGGUGGAAGACGCCCCCUAGAGAUGGCGGAGGGUGUCGCGCCUGGCAGAAAUCCUGGUUUCUCAGCAAGAACCCAUUCAUCAGGAAAGUGGAUUUUGCCCAUGAAACGAAUUGGCCGUCUCCUUUCCACUACGGCCAGCCUCUAGGAUCCCAACUCGUCAACAGGCCCAACAGCCCAAAUUUCACCAUCGGCCACAAGGGCGAGUUCUCUUUCGUCAACAAAGAGACUCUGAAUGAUCCGGCACCCAAUAAAUAUGACACGGAGCGUGCCUACAAGUACGUGCUACAGAAAUCGCCCUCCUACAUCAUCAGCCCCGUACCACUCAAAGGGCACAGGUGGGCCCACAAAGGGGGCACUCCCGGUCCAGGGACUUACAAUGUGGCGCGGGCACACAACGCCCGCCUGCCCAGCUCCCCCAGCUUCUACAUCCAAGGCGUGAGGCGGCCCAAGAAGCACGAGACGGGGCCGUUUUCGACCGUGUGA
This is a messenger RNA of Varanus komodoensis (Komodo dragon), 768 nucleotides long. RefSeq names its product sperm-tail PG-rich repeat containing 3 (gene STPG3). Lineage: Eukaryota; Metazoa; Chordata; Lepidosauria; Squamata; Varanidae. The record is from RefSeq and is a predicted model, not a curated record. The coding region runs from base 1 to 768 and encodes 255 amino acids. The transcript is spliced from 7 exons.